Protopterus annectens (West African lungfish) is the source of this 2887-nucleotide messenger RNA. RefSeq names its product deoxyribonuclease-2-alpha-like. The transcript is spliced from 7 exons. Gene Ontology annotation, biological process: apoptotic DNA fragmentation. Bases 160 to 1254 code for a protein of 364 amino acids. The record is from RefSeq and is a predicted model, not a curated record. Gene Ontology annotation, molecular function: deoxyribonuclease II activity. Lineage: Eukaryota; Metazoa; Chordata; Ceratodontiformes; Protopteridae.
CUCUGUUACUAUUAUAUUCGAAUCUGAGCUAAUGUCAUUAUUUGUGUAGUACAACUCUACGAACCGUUAUGGUAAACCACUAAUGUUAUAAAAUACCUCACAUGUUUCAUAGCUGUUUCAUUUGGACACAUUUGCUAACAAAGACAAAGCGAGUAAGUGAUGGGAAGCACUAUUAUGGCUUGUGGUUCCAAGGCUUUUGUGACAUUUCUAAUUUUAAGCUGGUCUACAAAAGGUCAUGCUGACAUUGCAUGUAGGAAUGAUGAUGGACAACCUGUGGAUUGGUUUAUAGCAUAUAAGUUGCCUGGAAGAGCAAAAGGAAACCUUAAGGGGCUACAGUACUUGUACAUGGACCCAUCUACAAAUGGUUGGACAACUGGAAAAUAUCUUAUCAAUGAUACUAGAAAUGCAGUGGCACAGACUUUGCUACCACUUUAUAAAAACCCUACUUAUGAGAAUGAAGAUUUUGGGUAUCUUGUCUACAAUGAUCAACCUCCAAGGAAUAUGAGUAUAACUGGUCAUAGAGAAACGGAGGAAGAGCUGCCCGUCAGUGCAUCAUAUGGACACAGUAAAGGAGUCAUCCUACUUGAUACAAAAACAGGCAUCUGGUUAAUACAUAGCACACCAAAAUUUCCUGCCCAAAAGAACUACACCUGGCCUUCCAAUGCAGUCCGCAAUGGUCAGUCAUUCAUAUGUGUCACCUAUCCAUAUGAUCAGUUUAAGGAUAUUGGUGAACAGCUCAGAUAUAUCCAUCCAUACUGCUAUUACUGUUCUUUACCUGAGACAUAUCCAGCAAGUCUACAGUGUGCUGCCUCCGCAGGGUGCUAUCCUAACUAUCCGCCAUGGCAAAGACAGGUCUCCUUGAUGACUGUGGGACAAAACAAGUUUGUCAGUUUUGCAAAGUAUUCCAGAUUUGGAGAUGAUCUCUACUCUGGCUGGCUGGCAAAUGCAUUAAGAGACAAUCUGCUUGUUGAAAGUUGGGUAAAAGUACGAGGCCGUCUUCCAACCAACUGCUCCAUGAAAUACCAUGUGUAUAAUGUGAAAGAAAUCCAGAUACACAAGGAUAUAAAAUUCAAGUCAACCACUGAUCAUUCUAAAUGGUGCAUUACUGAAGGCCAAGAGAAAUGGACUUGUAUUGGUGGUUUAAACAGAAAUAAGAAAGCAAGUCGUAGAGGUGGUGGGGUCAUAUGCACAGACAACUCACUUGUGUGGAAAAUAUUUCAAAGUUCAGUCAAAGUGAAAGAGCCAUGUCCAUGAUUACAUUGCUGUAAAAUUUUCAAAAUGUAAUUCAUUACUGUACAAGUGAAAAAUAUAAUUAUUUUGUAUGUUAAUUUAAGCAAGCUUAGUAAUCAUAUGCCAUUGUUACUUAAAUCUUAGGAAUAUAAUAACAAAGUUUUCAGCUUUGUCACAAGUAUAUAGUAUGGCAAUGACUACUUUAAUGUACUACCAGGCACUACAGCUAUAGUAAUUGUAUCAGCAAUGACACUGGCAGCAUAUGCACUAGAGGUAACAGUAGCAUUAAUAGUAGCAUACUGAAUUUGUAGUAUUAGUAGUAAUAGUAUCAAUAUUAGUAGUAACAGCAGUAGUUUUAUAUAGGGCUUUUCCACAGAAUUAUAAUCAUUAGACUUGAUCAGCAUCAGCUUUCAUCAAAUGCACAUAAACAAGCCAAAAAAAGAAUAGAAAAGAUAAAGAAAUAAGUAAACCCAGAAUAAUGCAACUCCAAAAAGCUCUUCAGUUAGUAUUAACACUUUAAUUGCUCUUAAAAUCCACAAGGUGACUACUUCAACCUGAUUAUAAAAUAACACACAAAUAUUUUAUACAGUAAAAUCUAAGCAACCAUGUAAUUUGAAAAAAAAACCACAAUCAAAAUGCUAUAAAACAUUUUAAACACACUUAAAUACGUUACAUUCUUCAAAUGAUUGCUGUAUGCAACAAUAAUAAAGAAUAGCAAUGACAUAUAACCUCAUCUUUUCUUCCCAAUAGGUUUGUCUUAAUUUGCAUUGGAAGCAUGUCUUAUUGACUUAUGUGCUUCCAAAUUAAAUAGCUUCUCAUAUUCCAUGUACUCUGAUGUCUCCUGCCUAAUGCCAUCUCUGACAUCUUCACUUACACAGCCUAGAACAAAGAAUAAUUUGCUUUCUAAAUCUGUACAACUUGAUGUAUUUGCAUCUGGGGCAAGGGUCUAUAUUACAAGCAGAAAAAUGUUUCUGAACAAAUACAGAAACAGCGACACAUAUUCAUCGAAUCGCAUUUAAGCAAUUCGAUGAAUAUGUCAUAGGGCAAGGAGGUAGUUGGCCAACUUCACAGUUGCCCUUUCCUUUCCUAUAGUGCGAUCUCAGAGUUGGUAUAUUUAGCUAAGGGGGUGUGGGAGGCAGAGCACCCCAUGUUGGGGGGCGUGGGAGGAUCAAGCCCCCUACCUGUUUAUGGUGUUAAAUUAUUUUUUUUAGCGAACGGCCAUGCAAGUUUAUUCCCUAGGGAAAAAUUUGCUUAUGUGGCCAUUUGCUAUUUUUAGGUUUCGUGCAUUAUGUGUCGAAUUUUAAGUAUUCGCACAUAUGUACUUUCGGUCUCAUAAUAUAGACCCCCAGGGAAAUGAUUACACUCUUGUGUUUAAUAGUACUUGUGUUCAAACAUUCAGUUUCUAAGUUCCCUAGCUGUCUUCUCUACAUAAAAAGAGUCCUAGGUAGAACAAAAUGUCAUGUAUAUACUAAAUCCCCAAUAUAUUUUCUUUCACUUGACCAGACCAUGCCAUUAUGAGAAAAUCUAGCAUUCCCCACACUAGAAUGAGAUUUAUUCCUAGUAUGCAUUUAUUAAAAAAUAAAUAUGCUAUCGCUAAAUAAAUCAACUACAUGGUCCUACUUUGCCUCACUAGUGGUGUGAGGUAGUGUUGUGUGCU